Messenger RNA from Neltuma alba, 537 nucleotides. RefSeq names its product MADS-box protein JOINTLESS-like. NCBI's taxonomy places the organism in Eukaryota, Viridiplantae, Streptophyta, Magnoliopsida, Fabales, Fabaceae. The record is from RefSeq and is a predicted model, not a curated record. Gene Ontology annotation, molecular function: protein dimerization activity; DNA-binding transcription factor activity; RNA polymerase II transcription regulatory region sequence-specific DNA binding. The transcript is spliced from 7 exons. Gene Ontology annotation, biological process: positive regulation of transcription by RNA polymerase II. The coding region runs from base 1 to 537 and encodes 178 amino acids. Gene Ontology annotation, cellular component: nucleus.
AUGACGAGAAGGAAGAUAGAAAUAAAGAAGAUCGAGAACGUAGCUGCGAGGCAGGUGGCUUUCUCAAAGAGAAGGAAAGGUCUAUUCAAGAAGGCCAUGGAGCUGUCAACUCUCUGUGAUGCUGAGAUUGCUCUCUUAGUAUUUUCAGCUUCGGGCAAACUCUUUGAUUAUGCCAGUACAAGCACGAGGCAAGUGAUUGCAAGGAGAAACCUGUACUCAGAUGUAAGCCUUCUCAACACAUACCAACCACUUCUUGAGUUUCAGGUAGAAGGUGAAUAUUUUAAGCUAGACAAGGAACUGAGAGAGAAGACUCGUGAACUGAGGCAGCUAAAUGGAGAAGAACUUCAAGGAUUGACUAUAAAAGAUCUAAAGAAGCUAGAAGAUCUACUUAGCACAUGCUUGCAUCGUGUUUCGAAAGCCAAGGCUGAAGCAAUGAAGCAGGACAUCAGUAUUCUUAAGAAAGAGGUUCAAAGGCUUGAGCAGGAUCAAGACCAAUCAUUGUCCACCUCUCUCACAACGAGGUUACUCUUUACUUGA